Colletotrichum spaethianum is the source of this 438-nucleotide messenger RNA. RefSeq lists its product as uncharacterized. The record is from RefSeq and is a predicted model, not a curated record. The coding region runs from base 1 to 438 and encodes 145 amino acids. Lineage: Eukaryota; Fungi; Ascomycota; Sordariomycetes; Glomerellales; Glomerellaceae. The transcript has a single exon.
AUGACGCAGAUCGCCUCUUGCGCGAACCACAGCCCGGGGCACAGGCGGGGGCCCGUCAAUCCCCAGCUGAUGAACCUCACGCUCCCGAUUCCCGGGUCUGCGCGCAAGAAGCGGUCCGCUCGGAGGAUAGCGGCGCCAGGUCCAUGGCUCCAGGGUUGGCGGUGGGCCCGGAAGGACGACAAUGUCACGACCUGGCCGGGGAGGUGGACUUUCGGGUCCGAGCGGAGAGGAAUCGGGCUUAACGCGCAUAUGAGAUGUGUGUGCGGGGCCGGUCACAGGGCCGCAGAGGCGGUUGAACUCGAGCAUGUUGCUGCGGAGGGUGGACCAGGGGGUGUCGAGGCCCGGAUUGGGGCCCAAGACAUGGAGGUUAGAGACGGUUGCGGUUGUGAGGGAUCCGGCGAUGUUUUGGGAGAGGGAAAGACAGCUGAUGAUGUCUAG